AAGAAAACAAUAGUCAUAAAAUAUUUCUCCUCUCUCUCUCUCUCUCUCUCUCUCUCUCCCCUACCCUCUUGAAACAUUACAGAUACUUGUAUUGUGAAUUCAAGAAGAGCCUAUCUAAAUUCAUAAAGGGUUUAGUUGAUUUUAUCUUCUUUCUUUAACACCAUUAACAGUGAUAAUGUCUUCAUUGUCUAAAGGUUCCUGGCCUCUGGUACUGUUUUUAGUAUUGUGGUGCAUGGUAGUUAGAGAAUCAAACGGAGCUCCCAACAAUGUAAAAGUUGGAAGCAUUUCAAAAGUGGAAGAUGCUGAGAAUUUCCAUAUCUAUUAUGGACAAACCUUUAAAGUCAUCAAGAACGCCAUUGAUGGCAAGAGCUAUCUCCUUAUUCAGAACUCUUCUAGAAUGGCCGUUCGGACAAAGUAUUGUACUUCUAGGAUUAAGUCAUAUGUGAUUCCACUAAUCAACUACUCAGUUGACACUCAAUCUUCUCAAGGAGGCAUUCCGGUUUCUUUCUUUGAGCUACUUGGAUUACUUGGGAGCUUGAAGGGAAUAACAUCGGAAGCGGUAGCUUCACCGUGUGUUCUGAAACUCUACGAGGCAGGGGAAGUAGUUAAGCUUGACAAAGGUGAACAACAAGGGCAGGUGUUAUCUCAGUUCGCAGCCCAUUUCAUCAGCGACACUGACCAACCUCAGACUUGCAAUUUUGCAAAUUUUUUCCCACUCAGUGAAGGCACACCUCUUCAGCGAGCGGAGUGGAUCAAAUUCCUUGGAGCUUUUACCAAUCUUGAAACUAAAGCCAAUCAAGUCUAUGAUGCGGUUAAAUCAAGCUAUACUUGCUUGUCUCAAAUGGCUGCCAACAAGACAAAAUCCUUCAAGCCAAUUGUAGCCUGGAUGGGAUAUGAUCAAAAUGGAUGCAUUUGGAGUUUCACUAAGGAAUCACACAAGCUAAAGUUUAUAGAAGAUGCGGGUGGAGAAAAUAUCGACAAAUCUAUAAACAAGGUCUCUUACAAUAUCACUGAUCCUGAUGAUUUGGAAGCACUCCAUGCCAUUUUAUGCACUGUGGAUGCGGUGAUCGAUGAAACGCUAUCGUCAGACCCUCAGAAUUACACACAGACAACGUUCUUGGGGAACAUCAACGUGGAUGAUAACUCUUGUUUUGCGUUUCUUGCGAAUCAGAGCAUCUGGAGAUAUGACAAAAGGGUCAGAAACGGAACAACUCUUGACUGGUACGACGGAGCAAUCUCACAACCAAACCUAGUACUGGCUGAUAUUGUGGAAGCCUUGUUUCCAACGGGAAACUAUACAACUUCAUACUUCAGAAACGUCGCUAAGGGUGAAGGAGUCAUAAACAUUAGUUCGGAUAUGUGUGAUAGAGACACAUCAUUGCCGUUAGUUCCUACAGUUCCAGCUUGUGGAUGAUGUUCCUAUUUUUUAACAGCUCUCCAAGCAUUCCACAAGAAACGUCGAACGUAUUAUUUGGCAAUGAUAGUUGUUAGAGAUUUUGAUUUUGUCCAAGAUUAUUAGGGGAUUAUGCAUUGGACUAAAUGGCAGGUUGGUCUAGUUAUGUUGGGAAGACCAACAAUAAUAACCAACUAUAUAUAUUUGCUUAGCUCAUUCGUUAUGGUUCUUUGGUUUGUUCGGAUUGCAAAACUUCUACUGAAUUGACUUAUAUUCGGUUUCAUUAUGGAAAACUUUGGCGCAUAUAUACUUAUAUUU
Camelina sativa (false flax) is the source of this 1711-nucleotide messenger RNA. RefSeq lists its product as uncharacterized. The record is from RefSeq and is a predicted model, not a curated record. Lineage: Eukaryota; Viridiplantae; Streptophyta; Magnoliopsida; Brassicales; Brassicaceae.